GUGGUGCUUCAGUGUAAUAGUAGCUCACAUUUCUCCAUUAUUAUCCUAACAGAAGUCAUAGCUCUGAGUCUGAGCUCUUUACGGCUAUCGUGCAACCGACUGGAUGAAGAGUCGAACGUGACGAUCGCGCUCUCCAUAGCCCCCCCUAAUGCUACUAGCGUUAGCGCAAGCCUGUCCACCGCAGCCACAAACCCUACUCCGAGCCAAUAUUGGAUACCAUCCGCCGCCGAGAUCCUCGUCGGCGCGACUCAGUUCUCUUGCGUCGUCUGUCACAAGACAUUCAACCGCUUCAACAAUUUGCAGAUGCACAUGUGGGGCCACGGCUCGCAGUACCGGAAGGGCUCGGAGUCCCUGCGAGGGGUGACGAAGCCGCCAUCGUCACCGUCGGCAGCCGCUGCGGCGAUACCGGCAUCGAUGAUGCGUCUUCCGUGCUACUGCUGCGCAGAGGGGUGCCGCAACAACAUCGAGCACCCGCGGUCGCGGCCGCUGAAGGACUUCCGCACACUGCAGACGCACUACCGGCGCAAGCACGGGGCGCGGCCGUUCGCGUGCCGCCGGUGCGGGAAGCGCUUCGCGGUGCGCGGCGACUGGCGCACCCACGAGAAGAACUGCGGCCGCCUCUGGUUCUGCAUCUGCGGGUCCGACUUCAAGCACAAGCGCUCGCUCAAGGACCACGUCCGGUCCUUCGGCGGCGGACACGCGCCGCACAUCGCCGAGUCGUUGAAUGUGGCGGACAACGGCGAGGAGGGAGAGGAGGAUGAGGAGGAUAUUGAAGAUCCAGAAGAAGCUGAUCAUCACGAUCAUAUUGGCGAUGAUGAUCACGCGCAUGCAUGAACUAAUUAAGAGGAGGGAUCGAUUAAUUUUCACAACAUAUGCCUGGUUUGUGACCUAGUUAAAUUAUAUAUUAAUUAGGGCUUCCUAGUGUUAGUUAUAUAUAUAUAACCCUAACUAGAGCUAGCUAGCUUGUCCGAAGAAAGAGAAUUGAGCAACAAGCUCCUGGAACAUAUAUUGUUGAACCCUAGAGAGAGAGAGAACUAGAGAUCUAGGGAGAGAUCUAGAGAUAUCUAGAGGGAGGGUUCAGUUGCUUGAUGUUGUGUCUCUCUUUCAUGCAGUUUCUCUAUCACUUUUCUAACGUUCACUGUGACUGGUGUCGUUGUGUAUCGUGCAUGAGAGAGAGAGAGAGAGAGAGAGAGAGUAUAAGCCUAGCUAUAAGGGAUCUUGUUAUUCAUAAUGCAUGGUUUUCUUUUACUACUAAUUAAUGAAUUAUAUAUAUAUAUAU
Ananas comosus (pineapple) is the source of this 1279-nucleotide messenger RNA. RefSeq names its product zinc finger protein WIP6-like. The record is from RefSeq and is a predicted model, not a curated record. NCBI's taxonomy places the organism in Eukaryota, Viridiplantae, Streptophyta, Magnoliopsida, Poales, Bromeliaceae. Gene Ontology annotation, molecular function: DNA-binding transcription factor activity. Gene Ontology annotation, biological process: regulation of gene expression; anatomical structure development. Gene Ontology annotation, cellular component: nucleus. The transcript is spliced from 3 exons. The annotation marks the transcript as partial.